Macaca mulatta (Rhesus monkey) is the source of this 1291-nucleotide messenger RNA. The record is from RefSeq and is a predicted model, not a curated record. Lineage: Eukaryota; Metazoa; Chordata; Mammalia; Primates; Cercopithecidae.
AGAAAGAACGGGGGUGGGGGAAGGAAGGAAAGCACGCGUCGCCAGGAUCCAGCUGUUUUCUAACAUACCUAAUCCUACGGAAGCUAGGAAGAUAUUGGAAGCAAGGAAGAUAUCGGAAGCGAGGGCAUCCCUCAAAUUCGAGAGGGCGGAUGCCUAUGGCUAGAGAGACUCCCUGGCCCUCUUUAACAGAGCGACUGGGAGGGGACAAAAUGGAGUUGAGGUUUAGGGGCAUCCUAAAGGUCGUUUGGAGGUCUAGCAAGCACUUCAUGGUCUCCUCUGGAAAGGGCCGUGGCAAAACCUACUACCCCGAUCAGGAAGAUGACUUCUAGCCCUCGGGAUGCGGUGAGCGGCAGGAAGAGGCAGGCUGGGGUUCCGAGAACCCCAGACUCCAUCACAGGAGGUUACUGUAACCUAGGGAAUCUUCCCGGCCCCAGCGGAGGCGAGCGGAUAGAUAGCCCUAGCUCAAGAAAAAAAGCGAGCCGAUUCCAGCAGCUGGAAUGCCCACCCAACCUCCUCCCGGCUCAGGUGAGGUACGCCAGUCCCCACCCUGGAGAUGGGGCCCUGGUACCGACAGGGCAAGGGUGCCGGGGCCGCAGCCUCCCCAGCCAGGGAUACUCACCGGAGGGGCGGCCCACCGCGUCUUCGCAGCCGGCUGGCGCCUGGCACUCGGGAAGCUCGCAAAAAGGAACCGCGUGCCCGCUAGCGCUGGGACGAGGAGGAGCGCGCCGUGGAGGCCAGAGAAAAAGCCGCAGCGGCGCGCGCGCACCCGGACAGCCGGCGGAGGCGGGGCUCAGCGCGAUCCCGGAAAAGACGCGCCCGGAGGGGCGGGCGGAGCGGGGGCGCGCGGUGGUGUGGCAGAGCCAGCCGAAUCGCUGGCUGCAGACGGCUCGGCCCACCCACGCGCCCGCCCCCGCUCGCCCGGGACGUCAGCCGAAAAGGCGGAGCCGAACGGGCUUCCCGGGGAGAGGGAGGGGUGCUGCGGGGAAGGCGAGGCGGCUAACGGCUCGCCUCAAGUUGUUGUUCCCGCUGGCGAGCCGCUUCUGUCAGGCUCGCUGCUGGUGUCGUUGAGUGUGUUUCCGAAUGUCCUUGCGCCUAAUAGCAGUGAGGCGCAGGGGUGGCCCACGCCCUCACCUGCGGCUUGCUUCGCAGGACUCCACCCCAGGAUAAAAGUUCCCCUCGGGUCAUCUUCCAGCUGCCCUCAAAAGACACUCGUUUUUGUAUUUCACUGCUCCAAGUUUAGAGAGCUAUCUUAAACACUCUGACUAAAAACAUCUUGCUCCUGUAAGCCUGA